Molecule: messenger RNA, 2083 nt
Organism: Mastomys coucha (southern multimammate mouse)
Lineage: Eukaryota; Metazoa; Chordata; Mammalia; Rodentia; Muridae
Gene: Exosc6
Product: exosome component 6
Exons: 1
Coding region: 859-1677 (272 amino acids)
Biological process (GO): rRNA catabolic process; nuclear mRNA surveillance; poly(A)-dependent snoRNA 3'-end processing
Cellular component (GO): nucleolus; nuclear exosome (RNase complex); cytoplasmic exosome (RNase complex)
Source: RefSeq, a predicted model, not a curated record
GACUAGAGCCAGAGGUGGAAUGGAUGGGCUGAAAUUGAAGUUCAAGAGAAGGGGUGGAGGAAAAUUCUUCCAGUGAUGAAGCAUUGUUCUUAGUCUCUUAGGACAACCUCCAUCAUGCAUGUCCGCAUGCUUCCCUUUGAAGCUGCUGAUAAGAGGACAGACAACUGAAUAGGAGGUAUGAAUGUGUAGGUGCCUCCUAGUAAUUGUUCCAUCCCUGCUGCUUUAACCUAAAGUAGGUUCAAGACCCUGGUCCAGCCUUAAAAUGCAAUUUGUAUGAAUCUAUAAGCAGCAGGGUCUGGAAGAUACUGCCUGCUUAUGACAGUUCCUCAGAGUGGCUGGGCAGUGUUGGCGCACGCCUUUAAUCCCAGCACUUGGGAGACAGAGGCAGGCGGAUUUCAGAGUUUGAGGCCAGCCUGGUCUACAGAGUGAGCUCCAGGACAGCCACUAUACAGAGAAACCCUGUCUCGAAGAAAAAAAAACCAAACAAAAACAAACAGUUCCUCAGAGUGUUAGAAAUAUUAUUAUCCAGCUGUAGGAAGGAAGAUUCUGUUGAAGCCAGCCAGGGGGCUAAGAACAGGAGUGAACAAAAAAUUCUCAUUUUGGGCAAGCUUAUGUAAAAGACUCUGAAUGCAAAAUUCAAGGGUAAUAAACAGAUCAGAUGGUCCUUAGAACUAGCUAAGGUACCAGCAUAGUGUCCAGCUAUAUCUCGCCGUUCUUCCUCCACUCCGCUAGGUGGCAGUGCGAACACCUACCGCUCUCCCGAUAGGCUCUGCGCGGGCGCGCAUCUUUAAGCGAACGGAAGAGCCGGCGCGCAAGGCAGCCCAGCAGGCGGAAGUAGCUCGUACGCCGGUAUCCGCCAUGCCGGGAGACCAUCGCCGCAUCCGCGGGCCGGAGGAGUCCCAAUCGCCACAGCUGUACGCGGCCGAAGAAGACGAGACGCCUGCUGCUCGCGACCCGACGCGGCUCCGACCGGUGUACGCGCGCGCGGGCCUGCUGAGCCAGGCCAAGGGCUCCGCCUACCUGGAGGCGGGAGGCACCAAGGUGCUGUGCGCCGUGUCGGGUCCGCGGCAGGCUGAAGGCGGCGAGCGCGGCGGCGGCCCUGCGGGAGCAGGCGGUGAGGCCCCGGCUGCCCUCCGUGGCCGCCUGCUCUGCGAUUUCCGCCGCGCGCCCUUCUCCGGUCGCCGGCGUCGCGCGCCCCAGGGCAGCGGUGAGGACCGCGAGCUGGGUCUGGCUCUGCAAGAGGCGCUGGAGCCCGCGGUGCGCCUGGGGCGCUACCCUCGUGCUCAACUCGAGGUAUCGGCGCUGCUGCUGGAGGAUGGCGGCUCUGCGCUGGCUGCGGCGCUCACCGCUGCUGCGCUCGCCCUGGCCGACGCGGGAGUGGAGAUGUAUGACCUGGUAGUGGGCUGCGGUUUGAGCCUCACACCGGGGCCCUCCCCGACUUGGCUGCUGGACCCCACGCGGCUGGAGGAGGAGCAUUCUGCGGCCGGCCUCACGGUGGCGCUCAUGCCUGUGCUCAAUCAGGUGGCCGGGUUACUGGGCAGUGGGGAAGGCGGUCAGACUGAGAGUUGGACCGAGGCGGUGCGCCUGGGCCUGGAAGGCUGCCAGCGCCUCUACCCGGUGCUGCAGCAGUGCUUGGUGCGGGCUGCCCGCCGGAGGGGUGCCGCCGCCCCGCCCUGAUUGGAAAAACCUGAGCGACGAGGAUGCGGAGGACUGCUAUCGCCAUUCUUUACAAAAGGACCAGAGCUGAUGGUCGCCUGACUCCGCCGAGCUGAGAAACGAGAGUGGAGGAGUGGUGCGCACUGACCGAAGCACUGCUGCGUUAGAAAGGCUUAAAAGAUCGUUGGAAACACGAUCCGGUUGGAGAAAUUUGAAAGCAGCCAUAGUCCUAAGUUGGAAAGGACUUGGGCUGGAUUUACCUAGUAAAUGAGACCUGGAGCUAUGGUCUUGUAAGGGAAGGACCUUGUGCAGGCCAGCCGUCGGCUCCAGUAUAUAAUAAACUGAUUCUUUUGAGAGGAUGGACAAGGGGACUUUGCCUUCUCAGUACUUGAAGUAAAACAUUAAAAACGUUUUUUAUGCAUGGAAA